AUGACAAGGGAGCUGUAUGACAUACUCGAGAACCGUUGCGGUCUCAUGAAGUUGGAUAUCCCGGUCAUGGUUGGGUCCGGUCAUGGUGAUUUUGCUGAGUACAAUGGAUUCGUUUAUGCCUCAGUAGGGUUCGAAGAAAAACCAACUGUUCUUGUGAUAAUUCAUGGUAGUGGAGCAGUACGGCCUGGACAGUGGUCGAGAAGACUGAUACUGAACGAAAGUUUAGAAACUGGCUCACAGAUUCCUUAUAUUCAACGUGCACUAAAGAAUGGAUGGGGUGUUAUUGUUUGCAGCACAAAUACAGACGAAGAGUAUUAUCCUUGUCGACAUCUUUGCGCUGUGUACGAUCAGUUGCUGAGGGACUCAACGGCUGUGAGAUUCUUCGUAGUCGCUCAUAGCCGCGGAGGCCCAGACUUCGCUAAUGCGUAUUCGCAUUUCAAAUAUGAGGAUCGGUUUGCCGUAGUGUGUUUGACCGAUUCGGUAGAUUUCCAAAUACCGCACUCUGAUUCAACUGAGCCACCGAAUGGAGGACCCGUGUUCAUCAACUGGAAGGCUGACAGCAAGUUCCAACAGACAGCGUUGUCCGAUGAGGAGAUCUUGAAUGUAUACAGUCAAAUUCAUCACAUAUACGCCGGAACAGCCCAACUAUUCCUUGUAGCUACUAUUCAGGGAGAUUAUGGUGAAUAUGCUGAAAUGGAUGCAAGACUGGAGUUAUGGAAAGCUAAAGUCAACAUUCCACAACAACUACAGCUGCCGGAAAAGUGA
Messenger RNA from Cooperia oncophora, 765 nucleotides. Lineage: Eukaryota; Metazoa; Nematoda; Chromadorea; Rhabditida; Trichostrongylidae. The record is from the annotation of a GenBank genome assembly.